Messenger RNA from Anopheles maculipalpis, 2037 nucleotides. RefSeq names its product intraflagellar transport protein 81 homolog. Gene Ontology annotation, molecular function: tubulin binding. Gene Ontology annotation, cellular component: intraciliary transport particle B; centrosome; cilium. Lineage: Eukaryota; Metazoa; Arthropoda; Insecta; Diptera; Culicidae. The record is from RefSeq and is a predicted model, not a curated record. Gene Ontology annotation, biological process: intraciliary transport; cilium assembly. Bases 1 to 2037 code for a protein of 678 amino acids. The transcript has 3 exons.
AUGACGGAAGGUUUAAAGUUAAUUGUCAUCGAGCUGAACAAGCUGCUCGAGACGGAUUACAAUCUGAUAAGUUUCGACUCGUUGUCGCCGGAAUCGCUGCUGCAGGUGCUGGUGGAUGUGUUCCACGCGUUCGGUGCCAUCGACAAGCUGGACGUGCGCGAGAACGAUCCGGAGGAAACGAAUGCGCUCGUAAUGGAGGCGCUGCGGAAGGUGCAGUACCGGCCGGCGGAAGACAUCGACGAUCCGGGUGCGUUCCGGCGGGGUAUGGUGCGGGGCGAGAAGAAGCUCAUCCAUCCGAUCCUUCGCUGGAUGUUUGAGCACCGUGAGCGGGUUAAGAAGGCCGCAUACCUGGCAAAAUUUUUAAUUCCGCUGGACCUACCGCCGGAGGCGAUGUCGAUGCCGGAACUGGGCAGCCUUUGGGCGCAAUAUCUGGAGACGAUGAACGACUUCAAGGAUGCUCACCGGGCGUACGAACAGUCCGUGCACGAGGGCACCCAGACGCGCGAACUUCGCAAUGACAUUAGUGCGAUCGAGACGGAGAUCGAAAAUGUGAAAAAGCGUAUCGAACGCACCCAGGCCCGGCUGGAUAAGGUGCCCCAGCAGGAGCUACUGCUCGAGGCGGCCAACAGCUUGCGCAUCGAGAAGGAGCGCCAGAAGGAGCUGCUGCAGCAGAUCGACGAGCAGAAGCAGGGCCUUAAUCGUGCAAACCUGAUGCACGAACGGCUGCAGAAAGAUUUGCACAACGCGAAGAUGUCCGUCCAGGGUGCGACUCCUCAGAAUCUGAUGGAAAGCAUCAUCGAGGAAACGCAGGUGCUGGAGUUUAUGGUGCAGCAAAAGUUGCCCCAGGAGUUGAACCAGCGUCGGUCCGAGGUGCAGACACUGCAGGAGGUGAUUGACGAGCCGAACAUAAGCCGUGGUGAUCUGCAGGACUUGCAGCAGAAGAUAGACGAGAUGAGUCGCGAAAUUCAGCGCUUGGUUGAGGUGCGGCUAGCUGAGUACAGCACCCAGAACGAUACGCUCGGCCCAUUCCGGCAGCAAGCGGCGAUGGUGGCCCGCAACAAGGAGGCGGCCGCCGAGCAGCUCGAUCAGAUGACGAAAGAGUUGCGUGAGGUAGAGCGCCAGCUGCAGGACCGACAACGUCAGCUACAGGAAACCGUUGGCGAGGUAAUACUGCGUGGCGAAGAUCUGAAGCAGUUCGUCAACACACUGCGCGCCAAAAGCAAUGUGUACAAGCAGCAGCGUGCCGAGCUGGCCGCCGUCAAGGCGGAAGUUAACGAUUUGACGCAAACGCUGGAGAACCUAAAAUCGCAGGACCCAUCCCUUUCGACGGCACUGUCCCAAAUGUCGGACGAUGAAGUGUCUUCGCUGGGGCUGAGUGGUGCCGGGUUGGAUGGGGUCGGAGAUGUGGUUGAGGGAGAGGGUGGUCGCCGCUCGGAAUCACCCAUCAACGGGCGGGGUAUGACGGAGCUGGCGCGGCUCGUCGAUGGCCUUCAAAGGGCGGUCGGGGCCGCACGUGAACGCGUCACGCCACUUUCGCAGCAGCUACGGCCACUGCGGGAACGUGUCAUCGAGCUGAAAGACGAAAUGGACUCCAAAAAGCAGACCUACGACGCACUGAUCGCCACGCUCAAUGCCGAAUCUGCCACGAUGCAGACGAAGAUCACGGAAACGGAGCGCGCCAUACGCAAGCUCGAGCAGGAGUGGCAAGAGCUGCAGCUGGAGCACGAACGUUCGCAGCUACUGCUGGAAAAGGCCAACGAAGAAAUGUCCAACACCGGCAGUGGGGAGCGUGUUUCGCUCAAGGAAACACUAUCGCAACAGAUACUCGAACAGGAAACGGCAAUAAAACGGCUGUCGGAGGAAAGAACGACGCUGCUCGCGAGCAAGACCGACCGUGCCCAGCAGCUGGAAAUGUGGACCGAUUUGCGAAAAUUGUUUGAGGUGAAAAUUCGUUGCCUGCACGAGCGAAAGCAGCGCGGUCCGGGUGGUACGCUUUCCGUCAGCCGUGGUGGAGCGGAAACGUUUACUUUGCAGUGA